ACCAAGUUGUUUCAGUCGGAUUCAUUUGAGCGCUGCACAAAACAUGGAGGAUAGUGGUAACUUGCAAAGAAGGCUCUCAUGAUAACAGUUGCAUUUUAGCCAGAUGAUGAUGUAUUAUUUGUAUUGUUCCAUCGUUAACUAAUAAAAAUAUUUUAAUUCCGUAUGAGGCUGUGCUGUGAGUGUGAUCACAGUUCCAGGCAGGUCUGAGAUCUGCAGGGGAAAAUGUCUUGUCUCCGGCUGUGCUUGUGGCUUCAGCCUGGGACUGAAGUUCGUACUGUCUUCCGGCGGAGUGUCCAUCAACUUGCUUCUCUUCAGAAAGCCACAGCUCUUCCCCCAAAGAAAGUCCAAAGUUUACUUUACCCCUUCAGUGAGCUGGAGGCGUACCUGGACAGGUCUGUGGACAGGACACAGUUCCAGCUCUUUCAUCCCUGUUUGGAGGACAUGGUUAAAGCAGAAAAGUUCUUCUGCUCCUCACCUUCUCAUAAGAUUCAUUACCACAUCUCUGCAGAGAGGAUGGACCACAUUCCUGCUCUGAAACAGCCAGAGGUGUGUUUCAUCGGCAGAAGCAACGUGGGCAAGUCGUCUCUCAUCAAAGCUCUGUUCGCCCUGGCUCCUGAGGUCGAGGUCCGAGUCUCCAAAACUCCAGGUCACACAAAGAAGAUGAAUUUCUUCAGAGUGGGCAAAGCUUUCACCAUCGUUGAUAUGCCAGGAUAUGGUCACCGAGCACCUAAAGACUUUGUGGAUAUGGUGGAGCCGUACAUUUACACAAGGACAAAUCUGGUGAGGACGUUCCUGCUGGUCGAUGGCAGCGUUGGUCUUCAGAAUACUGACCUGAUUGCCCUGCAGAUGUGUGAGGAGAUCAGAUGUCCAUAUGUGCUGGUGGUGACAAAGAUCGACAAAUGCGGACACGGAAAGCUGCUGACAAACUUACUGAAUCUUGUGGAGGUGGUUAAAACCGAGACCACAAGCUGCUUCCCCCAGCCGUUCCUGGUCAGCAGCUCCCUGCAGUUUGGGGGCGUCUACCUCCUGAGAAGCUUCAUCGCCCACGUAACAGGGAGCAUCAGGUUCACGGACACCUCACAGAGACCAGAGGCCAGCUUAGCUUAGCAGAGCACAUCUGGGACCUGCUAAGUUCCACACACAUCUGGGUCCACAUACAUCCAGACAGCCGCUUCACAGACUUUUAUUUUCUAAUAAAAAGUAAAACUCUC
Messenger RNA from Scatophagus argus, 1211 nucleotides. RefSeq names its product GTP binding protein 8 (putative) (gene gtpbp8). Lineage: Eukaryota; Metazoa; Chordata; Actinopteri; Scatophagidae. Gene Ontology annotation, molecular function: GTP binding. Gene Ontology annotation, cellular component: mitochondrion. The transcript has 8 exons. The record is from RefSeq and is a predicted model, not a curated record. Bases 223 to 1107 code for a protein of 294 amino acids.